This is a messenger RNA of Trematosphaeria pertusa, 1457 nucleotides long. RefSeq lists its product as uncharacterized. NCBI's taxonomy places the organism in Eukaryota, Fungi, Ascomycota, Dothideomycetes, Pleosporales, Trematosphaeriaceae. The transcript has 3 exons. The coding region runs from base 219 to 1214 and encodes 331 amino acids. The record is from RefSeq and is a predicted model, not a curated record.
GCAUUAAAAACCUCCGGAGUAAGCUUGAUGGAGAAAUUUCAAAGCUGCAAGCCGCAGUCAAGGAAGUCAAAGAUACGACUGCAGCUACGGAAGCUACUAAUCAGGCUGAAAGAGGGGCCCAAGCCGACACUCAACACGAAGCAUCGAGGAACAUCCACAGCAGCAUUACGCAUCUACACGCUGCUCUAGAAAAGCGGACGGACAAGCUGGACUCAGCGAUGAAAGAACAGAAGAGACUCAUCCUGGCACUAAGGUCGUUUCUUGAAGAUAAGGCUGCUAUGCAGGAGCGUGCAGUUGCUGCUGAAGACGACCUAGAAGAGACGGAAGAGAAGAAGAAGCAGGAGACAUCCGUCGUGGCCACAUCCAUAGCCAGGAAGAGCCAAUGUGCGCCGCUAAAAGGGCCUUCGAUCGUAAGCGGGGCCAUAGGAAGUUCUGCUGCAGGAUCGGCAUCCGCAAAGAAAAUAGAAGAAGCUGCUGCACCCAAAUCAACAGCCAGAGGUACUGCAAACACCAUUCAAACAGCACAGGGGCGAGGCUCCGCAUGGGCAUCCGACUUCUCAAGGAUAACCAGCACCAAUCGAACAACCAGCACCAACCCAAUUACCAGCACCAACCGAUAUUCCAGUACCAGUAUUCCAUCAAGUACACAGCCUAGGAAGGAUACCAGAAAGCAGAGCUCCGGCGCUACCAACUACGCAAGCAUAGGACCAUGGUCUGGAAUGAGUGACACGGGCGGUGGUAAGAAGCUAUCGAAACUGGACGACGAGGAUUCGACCAAGCCUACCGAUGGAGGAGGGAAUGAUUUGAGUGGUAAUAGUGAUCUUACGGGCCCUGGUCCGGUCAUUCCGUCAUCUGGAAGCGGAGCAUUCGGCGACAGCUCGAGUGGAGCAACUGGGGGAGGAGGCGGUGGUGGUUCCACAGGCGGAGAUUAUUCAGGCGGCUACUCCAGUAGCUCCUCCUCUGGCUAUGGUGGUGGAUACUCAGGAGGCUACUCCGGUGGUGGUUCUGGAGGCUAUUCAGGGGGAGGGUACAGCAGGACCGUACCCGUCAACGGCGGUGGAGUGGACCCAGCCCCCGAGUUGGCUACGAAAUUUGAAAAUACUACCGAAGAAGAAAAAUUACGAGUCCUCCUCCAGAGCCCACGAGGAAAGGAGCAAUGGAUGGGGAUUCAACGAUGGCUCAUUUCUGAGGACCACCGGACUGAUUUUUGGUAACGGUAUGACCGUUUCUUAUAGCGUAGACCAACCGAUGAUGGAAUGGGUACCAAAAAGAGGAGCCACUAAAAAGAGAUGGGAAUGAUCAUAGGAAGCUAGAGUAUUUCCAAGGUGGGAAAGGCCACCUAGACGAUAAAGUGGCUAGGCUGCUUUGGGCUAGUGUCUUUCUUCGAAACCCCGCCGAACGCCUUCAACUCAACAUCAUUGACAAGUCAUAUGCUAUAGCAUAAUCACUGACAGGUA